CAACAUUUCAUUUCAUUCAAAGAGGACAUUAACUCGUAUAAACUACCAAUUUCAUUUCAUUCAAACAUGCCAUUGACUCGUAUAAACAAACUACCGAAGUAGCCUUCAAGGAUGGUCUUUAGCCUAAAUUCCUCGUCGGUCUCAGUCGCAACUUAUUGUUAGGGUCUCUAGGACCAGUGCAAUUGCCCGCCAUGCUAUCUUACGACGACUUCAUUAAAGUCCACGGCGUGCUAUUAGCUUCCUCCGGAAUACCGCUGAAACUCUACCCCCUGCUCUUCCGGAAGCUCGCAGAACAAACGUUCGACGGCGGCCAACACUUUCAGAUCGAGCCAAUGGAGGACGGAACGCAAAGACGCCUGCUGUUCACUUCAGAUUAUUUGGCUAAGGAGUCUGAUCUCUUUCUGGUUGACCAUGCUUGGACUUUCCGCCUCGCUGACGCCUAUAAGCAGUUACAGGAAGUCCCCGGACUGGCAGAACGAAUGGCUGCAUUAAUGUGUUUGGAUGCUGAUUUGUCACACACUGUUGAGGUAGGUGACACCGGUGGAGCUGAAGAUGAUCCUAAAUUGAGUGCUGAGGAAAUAGUUGCAAGAGAAGUCAUUAAGGUCACAGAAGGAGGUGAUGCUUCAAGGUGGUUGGAGCUUGAUGACCUUGGAAUUGAUGAUCAUAUGCUUUCUUCUCUUGAUUUGCCUCAUAAAUUUCCUAAUCUGCUUGCAACAAGUUUGUGUGGCAACAACCUCAAGAAUGUUGAAAAUCUUGUAAAGGAGAUUACCCAACUCAAUAAUCUCAGAGCUCUAUGGUUGAAUAACAAUCCAAUUUUGGAAAAUGAUGAUGGUCGUCUGGAAGAUGCCAUUCUUCAAGGCUGCCUUAGAUUGGAAAUUUUCAAUUCUAGGUUCACUCCACAUUAUGGUGAGUGGGCGUUAGGUUAUUGUGGAGAAAUUUACAAUAAAGACAGUCCAGAAUGUGUAUAUCACGGUGACCACCCCUUGCUCUCCAUUGAUUCUUUAGACCUAUCCGAUAGAUCGAUUAGCAACCUCCUCAAUAAGGCAUUUUCUCCUGCUGAAAUGCCAUCUCUCUCACACUUGAAUAUUCGUGGAAAUCCAUUGGACCACAACACUGCAAGUGAUUUAUUGAAGCUCCUUAAGCAAUUCAGUUGCUUGCGUUCUCUGGAGGUGGAUAUACCUGGGCCUCUGGGCGAGAACGCUUUUAGGAUUUUUGAAGAACUGCCAUAUCUUGCUGUCCUGAAUGGCGUAAGCACAUCCAGAAUUUAUGAGUCAGGUAAGUCUGUUCUUGGUUCAAUGCUCCGACCGCGCAUUCCUGAAUGGAAAGCUGGAGAACCUAUUCCUGACCGCAUUACAGAUGCAAUGUGGUUAUACUUGAUGACAUACAGACUUGCAGAUGAAGAAAAAAUUGAUGAAACCUCUGUAAUGUAUGUAAUGGAUGAAUUAGGUUCAUCUCUACGACACAGUGAUGAACCGAAUUUCAGAGUGUCUCCAUUCCUCUACAUGCCAAGAGGUGAAUUGGAAUCCGCUAUGAGCUAUUCAAUUUUUUGGCCAAUUGAUGAUAUUCAAAAAAAUAAUGAGUGCACUCGUGAUUUCCUACUUGGAAUUGGAGAAGACAAACAACGCUUGGCUAGACUUACAGCAUGGUUCCACACCCCACGUAAUUACUUUGUUAAAGAAUAUGAGAGGUGCCGGGAGUGGUUGCAAUCAAUCACGUUUACUUCCCCACUGCAGGCAUCACCUCUAACAAGUUCUUUGUACUGUACCAAUGGAAUUGCUUUGCGUGUUUACACAGAUAUACCUCACGUGGACGAAUUCUUGAGCCGCCCUGAAUUUGUAAUAACAUCUGAUGCAAAGGAUGCACAUAUUAUAUGGACGAGUAUGCAGGUAGAUGAGGAGGUGAAGAAGGCUGCCGGACUAAAUGAUCAACAGUACAUAAAUCAAUUUCCAUUUGAGGCUUGUCUUGUUAUGAAACAUCAUUUGGCCGAAACAGUUCAAAAG
Messenger RNA from Cuscuta europaea, 2000 nucleotides. NCBI's taxonomy places the organism in Eukaryota, Viridiplantae, Streptophyta, Magnoliopsida, Solanales, Convolvulaceae. The record is from the annotation of a GenBank genome assembly.